Taeniopygia guttata (zebra finch) is the source of this 3295-nucleotide messenger RNA. The record is from RefSeq and is a predicted model, not a curated record. NCBI's taxonomy places the organism in Eukaryota, Metazoa, Chordata, Aves, Passeriformes, Estrildidae.
ACCAUGGGGGCACCGGGGAGCCCCGCGCUGCUGGCGCUGCUCCUGCUGGCCGCCGCCGCCGCGGCGCGUCAGGAGCUGCAAGUUAUCGACCUGCUGCUGGUGAGCGAGGCUCGGCAGAUGGCCAGCGUGGCCCACAAGAUCCGCAUGGAGCUUCUGACUGUCAACGACGUGUACCUCCUGUCCACCUUCCGCCUGCCCCCCAAGCAGGGCGGGACCCUCUUCGGCCUCUACUCCAAGAAGGACAACACCCGGUGGCUGGAGGUGUCUGUCGUGGGGAAGAUUAACAAAGUCCUGGUGAGGUACCUGCGGGAGGACAACAAGGUGCACUCGGUCAACCUGCAGCACGCACAGGUGGCGGACGGGCAGAGCCACUCUGUCAUCGUGCGCCUGAGCGGGCUGCGAAGGGACACGCUGAGCGUGGAGCUCUACGUGGACUGCAAGCAGAUGGACUCCAGCGUGGGGCUGCCCGAGCUCUCCGAGAUCCCCCUGGCCGAGGUGGAGUCCAUCGAGGUGCGCACGGGGCUGAAGGCCUACCAGAGGAUGCAGGGGUUUGUGGAGUCCAUGAAGCUGAUCCUGGGAGGGUCCAUGAGCCGUGUAGGGGCCCUGAGUGAGUGCCCUUUCCAAGGAGAUGAGUCCAUUCACACUGCAGUGACGAGCGUGCUGGCCUCCAUCCUGGGUGAGCAGACCAAGGCAUUGGUCACGCAGCUGACCCUCUUCAACCAGGUCCUGACCGACUUGAGGGAAGACAUUAGGGACCAGGUGAAGGAGAUGUCUCUGAUCCGCAACACCAUCAUGGAGUGCCAGGUCUGCGGUUUCCACGAGCACCGCUCCCGCUGCAACCCCAAUCCCUGCUUCAGCGGCGUGGACUGCAUGGAGACCUACGAGUACCCCGGGUACCGCUGCGGGCCCUGCCCGCCGGGGCUGGAGGGCAACGGCACACACUGCGCUGACAUCGAGGAGUGUGCCCAUGCCAACCCCUGUUUCCCCGGCUCCAAGUGCAUCAACACGGCCCCCGGGUUCCGCUGUGAGCCCUGCCCCCGUGGCUAUCGAGGCAACACCGUCUCUGGCGUGGGGGUGGACUAUGCCAAGGCCAGCAAGCAGGUUUGCACAGAUAUCGAUGAAUGCAACGAUGGGAACAAUGGGGGCUGCGACCCCAACUCCAUCUGCACCAACACGCUGGGCUCCUACAAGUGUGGGCCCUGCAAGUCGGGCUUUGUGGGCAACCAAACGUCUGGCUGCAUCCCGCAGAGGUCCUGCAGCACUCCCACCUCCAACCCCUGCGACAUCAACGGCUUCUGCCUGUUUGAGAGGAACGGCGAGAUCUCCUGCGCAUGCAACGUGGGCUGGGCUGGCAAUGGCAAUGUGUGUGGGCCAGACACAGACCUGGAUGGGUACCCGGACGAGCCCCUGCCCUGCAUCGACAACAACAAACACUGCAAGCAGGACAACUGCCGCCUGACGCCCAAUUCCGGGCAGGAGGAUGCUGACAACGACGGAAUUGGGGACCAGUGUGAUGAUGACGCUGAUGGUGAUGGUGUCAAGAAUGUGGAGGACAACUGCCGGCUCUUCCCCAACAAGGACCAACAGAACUCGGACACUGACUCCUUCGGGGACGCCUGUGACAACUGCCCCAACGUUCCCAACAAUGACCAGCGGGACACGGACAGCAACGGCGAGGGGGACGCUUGUGACAAUGACAUCGAUGGGGACGGUGAGCCGCUCUUGGGCUGGCCUGGCCGUGCCAGGGGGGUGUCUCAGCAGGGUGGGGGAGGACAUCCACUCAGCACUAUCCUUGCAGGGAUACCCAACAUGCUGGAUAACUGCCCCAAGGUGCCCAACCCUCUGCAGACCGAUCGGGACGAGGACGGUGUUGGGGAUGCCUGUGACAGUUGCCCUGAAAUGAGCAACCCCACUCAGGUAUGGCUGGGGCCAGGCUGGGCCUGGGAUGAUUGGGGCCUCCCCCUCCUCGCCCCAGGAUGUCCACUGAACUCGGGUUCUGCUCUCCUCCAGACAGAUAUGGACAGUGACCUGGUAGGAGACAUCUGUGACACCAAUGAGGACAGCGAUGGGGAUGGGCAUCAGGACACCAAGGACAACUGCGCUGAGAUCCCCAACAGCUCCCAGCUGGACUCGGACAACGACGGGCUGGGGGAUGACUGUGACAACGACGAUGACAACGAUGGCAUCCCGGAUUAUGUGGCGCCUGGCCCAGACAACUGCCGCCUCAUCCCCAAUCCCAACCAGAAAGACUCAGACGGGAAUGGCGUGGGUGACGUCUGCGAGGAGGACUUCGACAACGACACGGUGGUGGACCAGCUGGACGUGUGCCCCGAGAGCGCCGAGGUGACGCUGACCGACUUCCGCGCCUACCAAACCGUCAUCCUGGACCCCGAGGGGGACGCCCAGAUCGACCCCAACUGGGUGGUGCUGAACCAGGGCAUGGAGAUCGUGCAGACCAUGAACAGUGACCCGGGUUUGGCUGUGGGUUACACAGCCUUCAACGGGGUAGACUUUGAGGGCACCUUCCACGUCAACACCAUCACCGACGAUGACUACGCCGGCUUCAUCUUCAGCUACCAGGACAGCGCCAGCUUCUACGUGGUGAUGUGGAAGCAAACGGAGCAGACCUACUGGCAAGCCACUCCCUUCCGUGCUGUGGCCGAGCCAGGGCUGCAGCUCAAGGCAGUGAAAUCCUCCACGGGCCCCGGGGAGCACCUGCGCAAUGCGCUGUGGCACACGGGCCACACGCCCGACCACGUUCGCCUGCUCUGGAAGGACCCCAGGAACGUGGGCUGGAGGGACAAGACGUCCUACCGCUGGCAGCUGGCACACAGGCCCCAGGUGGGCUACAUCAGGGUCCGUCUGUACGAGGGCCCGCAGCUGGUGGCGGACUCCGGUGUGAUCAUCGACACCACGAUGCGCGGGGGCCGGCUGGGGGUCUUCUGCUUCUCCCAGGAGAACAUCAUCUGGUCCAACCUGCAGUACCGCUGCAACGACACGAUCCCCGCCGACUUCGAGCCCUUCCGCCGGUUCCUGCUGGAGGGACGCGAGUGACCGCGCCCGCCACGGGCCUCCCCCGCCAGCGGCACCGGUGGCGCUCCGCGCUCCCGCCACCGGCGGCACCCGGGGGCGCACCGGGCCCCGCCGCUCCUCCCGGCCGGGCCCCGUUCCCGGCCUCCCGCGGACUUUGCACUGCCAGUACCGGGGCCCCGCAGUGCCGGGGCUCCCGCCACGCCUGCCCCGGGCGCUCCGGUCCUUGCCCCACGCCUGGCCAUAAAGUUUUGAGUGUUUUCUA